This is a messenger RNA of Cynocephalus volans (Philippine flying lemur), 267 nucleotides long. It is a transcript of the gene MEIG1, whose product is annotated as meiosis/spermiogenesis associated 1. The record is from RefSeq and is a predicted model, not a curated record. Bases 1 to 267 code for a protein of 88 amino acids. The transcript has 2 exons. Gene Ontology annotation, cellular component: nucleus. Lineage: Eukaryota; Metazoa; Chordata; Mammalia; Dermoptera; Cynocephalidae.
AUGGCUAGUUCUGAUGUGAAACCAAAAUCAAUCAGUCGUGCCAAAAAAUGGUCAGACGAGAUAGAAAAUCUGUACAGAUUUCAACAAGCAGGAUAUCGGGAUGAAAUUGAAUAUAAACAAGUAAAACAAGUUUCUAUGGUGGAUCGUUGGCCUGAGACAGGUUAUGUGAAGAAACUUCAGAGAAGGGACAAUACUUUCUAUUACUACAACAAACAGAGGGAAUGUAAUGACAAGGAGGUCCACAAAGUGAAAAUUUAUGUUUACUAG